AUGCUUCGGCAGCACCUGUCUCAUUCUCAUCUCUCGUCGAUGUCGUGCUUCAUCAGAAAAGUGAAGCGUGACUUCAGCAAAGCAGCUGUUUGUCAUCGCUCCGUUGUGGCCCAAGGGAUCCUACGCCCAGUGCCCUUAGAGCACCGAGCCCACCUCCGCGCCAUGUCGUCGACGAAGAAGCAGUCGAAGGCUUCCAAGAGUGCAGACUCCAUCAAUGCACGUCUGCAGCUGGUCAUGAAGAGCGGCAAGUACAGCCUGGGGUACAAGACCACCCUGAAGACUCUUCGUCAGGGAAAGUCCAAGCUGGUGCUCAUCUCCAACAACUGCCCUGCCUUGAGGAAGAGUGAGAUCGAGUACUAUGCCAUGCUGGCAAAAACAGGAGUCCACCACUUCCAUGGUGACAACAACGAGCUGGGCACGGCUUGCGGUCGGUACUACCGCGUGAGCUGCCUGUCCAUCACCGAUCCGGGCGACUCCGACAUUAUCCGCUCCCUGCCCGGUCAAGAGUGA
Molecule: messenger RNA, 510 nt
Organism: Symbiodinium sp. CCMP2592
Lineage: Eukaryota; Dinophyceae; Suessiales; Symbiodiniaceae
Source: the annotation of a GenBank genome assembly